Messenger RNA from Colossoma macropomum (tambaqui), 1414 nucleotides. It is a transcript of the gene sp5l, whose product is annotated as Sp5 transcription factor-like. Gene Ontology annotation, biological process: regulation of transcription by RNA polymerase II. The record is from RefSeq and is a predicted model, not a curated record. Gene Ontology annotation, molecular function: RNA polymerase II cis-regulatory region sequence-specific DNA binding; DNA-binding transcription factor activity, RNA polymerase II-specific. NCBI's taxonomy places the organism in Eukaryota, Metazoa, Chordata, Actinopteri, Characiformes, Serrasalmidae. The transcript is spliced from 2 exons. The coding region runs from base 1 to 1107 and encodes 368 amino acids.
AUGGCUGCGCUAACGCUGACCAGAGCGGAUAACUUCCUGCACAACUUCUUACAGGAUCGCACCCCCAGCUCAUCUCCAGAGAGUGGCCCCAACCCACUCUCCUUUCUGGCCACCACGUGCAGUCAGGCUUGGCAGGUGAGCGGCGGCGUGAGCGCCGAGGGGCCCCAGUUCCCCUAUGAAGGGGCGGUGGGCUCGGCGUCCGGCAUGUUUCAGCUGUGGAGCAAUGAGAUGGCACCCAACUCAGGCCUGAGUGCCCACCAGAUGGCCUUCACCGUGCCCAAGGUCCAGUUCCCUGGCCACGUUCAGACAAGCCUGGGCUCGCACUCUCACCACCAUCACCACCACCAUCAUCAUCAUCACCACGAGCUGCCCCUCACGCCUCCGGCCGAGCCACCCGCCACAUACUCAUUCGAGCUGUCUCCGGUCAAGAUGCUGUCCACUCAGGCCCAAGGGAACGCUCAGUAUUAUGCCCAGCACAAUGCCAUGGGUCAGAACUUUCCUAGUUUUCUGCAGACCAAUUCAACCAGGCCUCCUCACCUAGCCGGAGGUCCUGGCGAUGACAGCCAGCAGUGGUGGAGCCUCCCUCAGGGCAACGGCGCCCCCUCCGGCCACCACUUCUCCUUGGGCAGGCAGCUAGUCCUAGGUCACCAGCCCCAAAUCGCCGCCCUGCUGCAGGGAACGUCCAAAAGCCUGCUGAGCUCCACCCGCCGCUGCCGCCGCUGCAAGUGUCCCAACUGCCAGACAUCGGGGAACAGCAGCAGCCUAGAAUUCGGCAAAAAGAGACUGCACAUCUGCCACAUUCCGGAAUGCGGCAAGGUGUACAAGAAGACGUCCCACCUGAAGGCGCACCUGCGGUGGCAUGCCGGCGAGCGUCCCUUCGUCUGCAACUGGCUCUUCUGCGGCAAGAGCUUCACGCGCUCGGACGAGCUGCAGCGGCACCUGCGCACGCACACCGGCGAGAAGCGCUUCGGCUGCCAGCAGUGCGGCAAGAGGUUCAUGCGCAGCGAUCACCUGUCCAAGCACGUCAAAACCCACCAGGGCAGGAAGGGGCGCUCCGGACAGCCCGCUCAAAUUGACCCACAGCUGAGCAACAUCAAGAGAGAAUGAGGGGGGUUUUCUCCAAGAGACUUUUGUGUCAAGUUAAGAGAGACAAAGCCAUACUGAAAAGCUCCCAAUUCAUGUUUGCUGGCUACAGUGUGGAAGUAGUGAUGUCUGAUGUGAAUUGUUUGGAGUUUAGCAUUGUUUACGAUGCCACACCGCUAGUGAAGAGGCAAUGGAGGAACACUGGGAGCAGUGCACUCUGUCGUACUCACAGCAGGUCUUCUACUGAUCUCUAAGACUCUAAAAGACUGAGGAAGCCCACUGCAGUUGGUACCUAUUCAAGUUGGUACCUGUUUGUUUUUUUCUCACAUGG